GAUAUUUCAUUCUCAAAAAACCUCCAACUUUCCAAAGAAUGGCACCUGCUGUUGGAGGCCCAGUGGGAUACACUCCCCCGGAAGGGGGCUGGGGCUGGGUAGUAGUUUUAGCAGCCUUUAUAUCGAUUGGAUUCUCCUAUGCCUUCCCCAAAUCAAUUACAGUAUUUUUCAAAGACAUAGAAGCAAUCUUUGGAGCGACAAGUAGCGAGGUGUCCUGGAUUUCUUCUAUAAUGCUGGCUGUAAUGUAUGCUGGUGGUCCAAUAAGCAGUGUCUUGGUGAACAAGUAUGGAAGUCGUCCUGUUAUGAUUGCUGGUGGUUGUCUUGCUGGGACAGGCUUAAUUGCUGCUUCAUUUUGUAACACUGUUGCUGAGCUGUACCUUUGUAUUGGUGUUGUUGGAGGUUUUGGACUUGCGUUCAACUUAAACCCAGCUUUGACAAUGAUUGGUAAAUAUUUCUUUAAGAAAAGACCCAUAGCAAAUGGAUUGGCUAUGGCAGGGAGUCCUGUAUUUCUGUCCACUUUAGCUCCUCUAAAUCAAUACUUCUACAGCAUUUUCGGGUGGAGAGGAAGUUUCUUAAUUCUGGGUGGUCUUCUGCUGAAUUGCUGUGUUGCUGGGUCUUUGAUGCGUCCCAUAGGACCAAAGCCUGAAGAUACAAAGAAGAAAGUUACUAAAGAGGUGUUGGAAGAGACUGGAAAGUGCAUUUCUAAGGAAGAUGGGGAUGCCAAUAAAGACCUUAUAGAGGGCAAGGCAAAAACUAAGCCAACAGUGUUCCAGACCAUAAAUAAGUUCUUAGACCUAUCUCUCUUCACUCAUCGCGGAUUCCUUCUGUAUCUAUCUGGGCACAUGAUUAUGUUUUUUGGACUGUUUGCUCCUUUAGUCUUUCUUAGCAACUAUGCAAAGAGCAAACAAAUUUCACCUGAGUCUGCUGCAUUUCUGCUUUCAAUUCUUGCAAUUGUUGACAUGGUUGCUAGACCUUCCAUGGGAAUUGUGGCAAACACCAAAUGGGUGAGACCUAAAAUUCAAUAUUUCUUUGCUGUUGCGGUUUUGUACAAUGGAAUAUGCCACCUUCUGGUUCCCCUUUCAACAUCUUAUGUUGGCUUUUGUAUCUAUGCUAGUUUCUUUGGAUUUGCUUUUGGUUGGCUUAGCUCUGUCCUCUUUGAAACACUAAUGGACUUGGUUGGAGCUCAAAGAUUCUCUAGUGCCGUUGGAUUAGUGACAAUUGUAGAAUGCUGUCCAGUGCUUCUGGGACCACCUCUGUUAGGAAGGUUAAAUGAUCUGUAUGGAGACUACAAGUACACCUAUCAAGCUUGUGGAAUAGUUCUAAUUGCUGCUUCAAUCUAUCUCUUUAUUGGGAUGACAAUCCACUAUAGACUCCUGGCAAAGGAACAAAAAGCAGAGGAGAAAAAGUCACAGGAAGCAAAUACAGGGACAACUGAGAACAAAGUCAAUGAACUUUCUCUCCUUCCUCAAAAUUCCGAUGAAGUUUUAAAAGAAGAUGAAAGUCACAUAUGAGAAUUUUUCCAUUUGGCUUAAAUAUAGUACUGAGUGAAUAUAUUAAACAGGUGAUUGAGGUAGUCCCAUUUUUAUUUUAGGAUUUUAUUUUUUAACUGACUGUUUUUAUACAUUGAAUUUUUCAGCUAGAAAUUUGUGUUUCAUUUUUUUUUUUUUUAAUUUACUGAAACUUCUGGAACUGUUUUAAUCUUAGCAGUGACCAUUUUCCACUGAUUUUAUUCUGUGAUGUUUGGACAAGUUGGUAAAUGAAAAGCAACAAAAAGUAAGAAUGAGGUGCUGCUACAGUACAUAAACCUUCAAUGCAUUGAUUGUUUUAGCAACCUUAUGAACAUGUGGUUCCAGGGGUGUACUUCAGUAUUAAAUUUAACUGCUUAAUAUUUCUAGCAGCACCCCAAACCCCUUCUAGAAGCAUAAUGUCAUGCAUUGCUUCUAAUCAUGCAUUUUCUUGCCUGUUUUUUUUUUUUUGUUUGAGUGCCUUUUGUUUGUACUUGCCAUUUCAAAGUGUAUGUGCAAUAUAGGGGGGCCAGUAAAAGGCCAGAGUUUGAGUGUAUACUGUUUUUUUGUUACUAAUUCUAUCUUAAUGGAUUGUUAACUUUGAGCUAAACACAAACGCUCAGGGCAUAAUUUACUUUUAGUGUAUAUAUGCUGUAUGCACAUUUUCUUGUACAUAGGUUUUUAAAUCGUUUGCUUUCAAUAAUAUGGGUGUGUCUGAGAUUAAAAUACUUCUAUAAAAUCCUGGGAUUAAAAAGAACAAUUUUUUAAAAAAAAAAAAAAA
Messenger RNA from Xenopus laevis (African clawed frog), 2286 nucleotides. It is a transcript of the gene slc16a1.S, whose product is annotated as solute carrier family 16 member 1 S homeolog. Gene Ontology annotation, biological process: transmembrane transport; plasma membrane lactate transport; monocarboxylic acid transport. The record is from RefSeq and is marked provisional. Gene Ontology annotation, molecular function: transmembrane transporter activity; lactate:proton symporter activity; monocarboxylic acid transmembrane transporter activity. Gene Ontology annotation, cellular component: apical plasma membrane; membrane; basolateral plasma membrane. NCBI's taxonomy places the organism in Eukaryota, Metazoa, Chordata, Amphibia, Anura, Pipidae.